AUGCCUCCAAAAGCGCCUCCACCCAGGCCUCGUGCUGGCCAACACCGGAGGCCCGCCUACCGGGGCCGUAUCGAGGGUCUAGGAAGCCCAGCGCCCAGCUCUUUACGCGCGACCACACCUACGUUUAUGCGAGCAUCCACACCAGUCUUGACCCGAAAGCCCGGUGCAAAGACCAUGAAAUGUUCCAAUCCUACCUGUCCAAGCCCCCACAUCGUCGAAAGCGAACAAGGCCUCAUCUGCGACACUUGCGGUGCUGUCGCUCAGGAGGAAUCAGGCCUCGUCUCCGAACAAGGAUUCGGUGAGACAGAGUCCGGCCGUAUUACCGCGUUGGGUGUCCAUGUCGGCGAGUCUCAGACUCAUCAGCGAACCUACGCCGCUGGAGGUGCCUUGGGAAAUGCUGGCCGCGAGCCCACUAUCAACCGCGAUCGAUCCGAAGCACAUGCUCGAACUAUCAUGCUGUCAUACCAGUCUCUUCUUGGUGUUAGACUCGCCGAGGUAGAGGCCGGUAUGCAGAUCUUUAAGCUGGCUUGGGGCAACUCCUUUGUCCAGGGCAGAACCAUCGAUAGCGUUGCUGUGGUCUGCCUGUAUUUGGCAUGUAGGCGCAAACACGAGCAAAUCCGGAAUGAACGCCGGCCCAUGUACAGUCUCAUGUUAAUCGACUUUGCGGAGAAGUUGAAUAUUGAUGUCUUUGCCCUGGGAAAAAUGUACUCGGACUUGAUCCGCAGACUCUACAUGCAGCCUGAUGGAAGUAUUCAGGGCGAUGUUAGCGCGGAUCUUUUGGCAAUGGGACCAGAAGUUUUGGUCAGUCGGUUCGUUGAUGAACUCGAAUUUGACAGAGAACAUCGGGAUAAGAUCAAGAUGGAUGCAAUCAGGAUUGUUCAACGAAUGAAACGAGACUGGAUGUCGACUGGACGGCGGCCCUCAGGCGUUUGUGGCGCAGCAGUCAUUCUUGCAGCCCGGAUGAACAAUUACCGUCGCACGACUAGGGAGGUAGUUUUGACGGCCAAAGUCACCGAGAUCACCAUCAACAAACGCCUUGAAGAAUUCCACGAUACUGCCAGCAGUCAACUCUCGAUCAAGCAAUUCAGGGAUAACGACAUCCUCGACGCUCUGACUCCCGCAGACCCACCUUCAUACCAACGAGCACAUAAUCCCAAGGGAAAGAAGAAGAGAGGUCGACCGAGAAAGCACCCCCUGCCGGAAACUGCUGCUGAGAUAGAGGGAGAUACCAGCGCACCUGAACCGGCCGGUCCUGAAGAAGCGGACAACGACCAACCUUCGGCCAAACGCGUUCGACUUGAUGCCGACGGCUACAAAAUCCCAGAAAUUCCUGUAAGAAAAACACCACUCGACGCCUCUUCUACUCUCGAUAGCUCGGAGGAACCUCAUUCGCCUGCCGACGAGGAGUCCUCAGACCUUUCGCAGGAGGGUAGGCGAGCCCCAGAAGCUCGAAACUGGAAGGCGCCUCCUGUGUCUGCAGCUGAACUCGCCAUCGAAACAGAAAUCGAACAUGAUGUCCUUGAGGCACUGAGAGACAAUCCAAACAUUGUCACAGGCCAACAACAUGAUCGGUCGAGCACAUCCGCUCUUAUUUCAGAGCCAGAAUUAUCAAGAGACGACGACCUCGCCGCCAUCAUCCCUAUGACUCCGCCUGGCAAAAACAAAACCCCCGGUCCAGCCGUCGACACGAGCGAUGGGAACCUUGGCUAUGUCUCGCUAUCACCCACCAUUCGCCCGGAUGAAUUCGACUCGGAUGAAGACGUCUCGAGUUGUCUGCUCAGUGAAGAGGAAUCCCGUAUUAAAGAGCGAGUCUGGGUCAGUAUGAACGCGGACUGGUUGCGCCAGGAUCACGUGAAGCGGAUCAAGCGCGAGCUUAGAGAAGCGGAAAUGCGAGCACAGGGCCUUGAUCCAGCCAAAGAGGCGCUGAAGCAAGCCCAAGCAAGGGGAAAGAGAAAGGAUGGGACGAAAAAGCCAGGACGGAGAGGCGAUGUAAGCUAUUUGAAUGAGCGUGACGGAGAGCGCGACAGGGCUGGCGAAGGAGUCGAGGCCGGCGCUGAAUCGACCGCUGCAGAACGAGAAAGAAGUGCGGCGGAGUCGGUACGCAAAAUGUUCAAGACCCGUGGCGUGUAUUCGAGGCGUGUGAAUUACGACGUCCUUGACUCGAUCUACGGCCUGACUGGUGGUGAUAGCCCAUCGGAUGGGAGCCGCAGCCGCAGCCAGAGUGUCGCGAGCAUGGCCCCAGGUCUGGAGCAAGGAGCCAGGGAAGGCAGUGUAGCCAGCACUGUCGCUUCCAACGCAGAAGACGCAGGUAUCGGGGUGGGCAUCUUCCGCGGCAAUGGCGGACGAGAUGGAACGCGGCUGCGAAGUAAGGCCUCUGUCGCGGCCGAGAGACGUGAGAGGAAACGCAAAGUUGAGCGUACGAGUCGAGAAAAGGACGCAGAUGAUGCUCAGGGCGAUAGGUCCAUGUCGAGAAGCCGGAGUCCGACAACAGCCCUUCCUGACACUGGUGCAGCGAGAGGACAGUCGGCUGGAGACAGUCCUGAUGUCCGGCACGGGUCCGAGGCAGCCCCGGAGCAGCAUCAACUUGUAACUCCUGAAUCGACACAGACCCAAGAGCUACCCUCAGUGUUGUCGUCAAGUACAGCUCCCGUUCCAAGCUCGACGUUGCAUGAAACAGCCCCAGAACAAUCAGAUGGAGCUGGGCACGACGAAGGCAUCGGGACAGUCCCCGGUACAACGCCUCGAGGCAAUGACGACGAAUCCAUCAGUCUUUCUCGCCCCCGGGAACCUGAGAACGAGGAGUAUUACGACGAAAAUGACGACGAUGAAAACGAAGAUGAUGAGGACAGUGAUGAUGAUGGAGAAGACGAGGACGAAGAAGGGGCAGAUGUUGAGGCCGCGUUUGAAGGCAGAUAUUCCGGCGAAGGAUGGUGA
This is a messenger RNA of Capronia epimyces CBS 606.96, 2934 nucleotides long. RefSeq lists its product as uncharacterized. Lineage: Eukaryota; Fungi; Ascomycota; Eurotiomycetes; Chaetothyriales; Herpotrichiellaceae. Gene Ontology annotation, biological process: transcription preinitiation complex assembly; DNA-templated transcription initiation; transcription by RNA polymerase III. Bases 1 to 2934 code for a protein of 977 amino acids. The transcript has a single exon. Gene Ontology annotation, cellular component: transcription preinitiation complex; nucleus; transcription factor TFIIIB complex. The record is from RefSeq and is a predicted model, not a curated record. Gene Ontology annotation, molecular function: RNA polymerase III type 3 promoter sequence-specific DNA binding; TBP-class protein binding; RNA polymerase III general transcription initiation factor activity.